AAACCCUACCAAAAUUAUACAAACAUCCACUGCCUUUUCUCUUCGUUACACCCUAAACCACACAAAAUAUUUCUCAACCCUCCGAUCACAUUGCCUCUACUCAUCCAACGCCUCAUCAUAUCAUAGCCUUUUUUACAUUCUUCUCCUAUAUAUCCCAAUUCCCAACCCAAAUCCAUUUCGAAAAACAGCACGUGUCCCUUUUCCGUUACAUUGUGGUCCCUUCCACGAACCAAUCAUCUUACUAAUCUCCAUUUGCUACGUGUACUCACCCCCUAACGCCGACUCUAGUGUGUGUAUAUAUAUAUAUAUGAUUUCAUUAUAUCUCAUUGAGGUUUAAGUGGAAAACAUGGAGAGGGAUUCUCAGUAUCAGGGUUUUCUGGCUAAUGGUGAAGGUUCAGCUGCUGAAACGUUUGAAGAGGCUAACGCCUUCAACUCUAUGUUCUCCGGUGUUAGUCUACUCUCGCUUCUCGGAGCUGACCAACAAUCUAUGCUCACUAAUUCAAUGCCUCUAUUCGGAGAGGUCGCCGUUCCGCCUCUUGAAUCAUUGCUACCUCCGGCGAUGAUUAAUUUGCCGGCCACUUUCGGCUUCUUCCACGACCAUUCUGGAAGUUGUUUCUACAUACCCGAGCCACUGGGCCUCCAAGAUUCAGGCUCCGCGGGAAUCGUCGAUUGUGGUUCUCUGCCUUUUAACUUCAUGUUCGGCGAUCACGAUUCCUCUUUAGCCGCACGCAUAGACCCCCACGUGCUAAACCCUCGCCACUUGCCUGAUCUUCUCUCGCUCGAGCGAGUCACCGGUGACUCGUCUUCGUCUUCUUCUUUUGGCUUACUGAGCCAAAAACGCGCCCGAGUCGACUCAGCGACUCACUACAGCAAUCAUCACGCUCAUGGAAGCCAAUACUACAAUCCUCCUCCUUCGAGACCGUCGCCGGGGCCGGCUUGUUCCUCUUCGUCGCUGAAGAAGAUGAUACCCCCUUCCAGCCUUCUGGCCAGGAAGCGGCGCCAGAAGCUUAGCGAUAAGACUCGGUGCUUACAGAAGCUAUUGCCAUGGGACAAGAAGAUGGACAUGGCUACUAUGCUCGAAGAAACGUUCAAGUACGUGAAGUUCCUCCAGGCUCAGGUGACUGCUCUCAAAGCCAUGCCUGCAUUUUCCUGUGCGAUGCCAAUGAUGAGUAGUAAUGGCACCGAUGGCGGUGACCUUGAUGAUGACGAUGAGUUCGCUGGGUUGGAGAAGCUGACGAGGAACCAGCUUUUGCAGGUCCUGGUCAACUCGUCCGCGGUCCAAACCAUUCUCUACUCUCAGGGAAGCUGUAUUGUCUCGGUGGAGCAAUUGGGUCUGUUGGAGAAGGCCACCGCCAGAAAAAGAAGGGGUGGUAAUCCUCUGUACCCAGCUUUUCUUUUUUCUUCCUAAACUCAAACUAAGAAAUAUUAUAUAAUAUGAUUAGAGGGACAUCACACUUUUGAAAUCAAAUACGAAUAUGAUAUCAUCAAAUUAAUGACAUUUGGCUGAAAUAUUAGAGUGUAGCUAUAGUACCCUUUA
This is a messenger RNA of Cannabis sativa, 1537 nucleotides long. RefSeq names its product transcription factor bHLH117. NCBI's taxonomy places the organism in Eukaryota, Viridiplantae, Streptophyta, Magnoliopsida, Rosales, Cannabaceae. The record is from RefSeq and is a predicted model, not a curated record. Bases 347 to 1408 code for a protein of 353 amino acids. Gene Ontology annotation, biological process: regulation of DNA-templated transcription. The transcript has a single exon. Gene Ontology annotation, molecular function: protein dimerization activity; DNA-binding transcription factor activity.